AUGGAUGAGGAAAACAUGACGAAAAGCGAGGAACAGCAACCUCUGAGUUUGCAAAAAGCCUUGCAGCAGUGCGAGCUGGUUCAGAACAUGAUAGAGCUGAGCAUCUCCAACCUGGAAGGGCUUAGGACCAAGUGUGCAGCUUCCAACGACCUCACGCAGAAGGAGAUCAGGACCCUGGAGAGCAAGCUGGUCAAGUACUUCAGCCGACAGCUCUCCUGCAAGAAGAAGGUGGCCCUGCAGGAGCGCAAUGCUGAACUGGACGGCUUCCCCCAGCUCCGCCACUGGUUCCGGAUCGUCGAUGUGCGCAAGGAAGUCCUGGAGGAGAUCUCCCCUGACCAGCUGAGCUUGGAGGACCUCCUAGAGAUGACCGACGAGCAGGUGUGCGAGACGGUGAAGAAGUACGGAGCCAACCGGGAAGAGUGUGCCCGCCUCAACGCCUCGCUGUCCUGUCUCAGGAACGUGCACUCGUCAGGAGGGAACCUCUCCAAACAAGACUGGAUCAUCCAGUGGCCCACCGCGGAGCCAGGGCAGGAGAACAACCCCGUGUGCCCCCCGGAGCCCAGCCCGUGGAUCCGCACCCACCUCUCCCAGAGCCCCCGGGUCCAGUCCAAGUGUGUCCAGCACUUGUGUCACACCAGCCCUACGCCUGGAGCCCCCGUGUACACCCACGUGGACAGACUCACUGUGGAUGCCUACCAGGGCUUGUGCCCGCCGCCACCCCUGGAGUCAGGCCACCGCUCCCUGCCCCCAUCACCCCGGCAGCGGCACGCAGUUCGUACCCCACCACGCACCCCAAAUAUCGUCACCACCGUGACUCCACCUGGCACGCCGCCCAUGAGGAGAAAAAACAAGCUGAAGCCUCCGGGGACUCCACCACCCUCCUCCCGGAAGCUCAUCCACCUGCUUCCCGGCUUCACAGCGCUGCACAGGAGCAAAUCCCACGAGUUCCAGCUAGGGAACCGCGUAGACGAGGCCAACACACCCAAAGCCAAGAAGAAGAGCAAACCCUUGAACCUCAAGAUCCACAGUGGCGUCGGCAGCUGUGAGAACAUCCCCGCCCAGCAGCGAUCCCCGCUUCUGUCCGAGCGCUCCCUGCGGUCCUUCUUUGUGGGCCACGCACCCUUCCUGCCCUCCACCCCACCCGUCCACACUGAGGCCAAUUUCUCCGCAAACACUCUCUCUGUGCCGCGAUGGUCGCCGCAGAUCCCACGCAGAGACCUUGGCAACUCCAUCAAGCACAGGUUUUCCACCAAGUACUGGAUGUCUCAGACUUGCACCGUCUGCGGGAAAGGGAUGCUUUUUGGCCUCAAGUGUAAAAACUGCAAGUUAAAGUGCCACAACAAAUGCACCAAAGAAGCCCCGCCCUGUCAUCUCCUGAUCAUCCAUCGAGGAGACCCAGCAAGGUUAGUGCGAACAGAGUCUGUCCCCUGUGACAUCAACAACCCUGUCCGGAAGCCAGCCCGAUACUCAGAUCUACACAUCAGCCAGACGCUCCCCAAAACCAACAAAAUCAACAAGGACCACAUCCCUGUCCCCUACCAGCCAGACUCCAGCAGCAACCCUUCAUCCACGACGUCCUCCACGCCCUCCUCACCAGCACCCCCUCUCCCUCCCAGCGCCACGCCGCCUUCUCCCCUGCACCCUUCCCCACAGUGCACAAGACAGAAAAAGAACUUCAACCUGCCAGCUUCCCACUACUACAAAUAUAAGCAACAGUUCAUCUUCCCAGAUGUGGUGCCUGUACCGGAGACACCUACCCGGGCGCCCCAAGUCAUCCUGCAUCCCGUCACCUCGAAUACAAUCUUGGAAGGAAAUCCAUUACUUCAAAUUGAAGUGGAACCAACCUCCGAGAAUGAAGAGGGCCACGAUGAAGCAGAGGAGUCUGAGGAUGAAUUUGAGGAGAUGAACCUGUCGCUGCUCUCAGCCCGGAGCUUCCCUCGAAAGGCCAGCCAGACCAGCAUCUUCCUUCAGGAGUGGGACAUCCCCUUUGAGCAGCUGGAGGUCGGCGAGCUCAUUGGGAAGGGACGCUUCGGGCAGGUCUACCACGGACGCUGGCAUGGUGAGGUGGCCAUCCGGUUGAUUGACAUCGAGAGGGACAAUGAGGACCAGCUCAAGGCCUUCAAGCGGGAAGUGAUGGCUUACAGGCAGACGAGGCACGAGAACGUGGUACUCUUCAUGGGAGCCUGCAUGAGCCCACCCCACCUGGCCAUCAUCACCAGCCUCUGUAAGGGACGGACACUCUACUCUGUGGUGAGGGAUGCCAAGAUUGUCUUGGAUGUCAACAAAACCAGGCAGAUUGCUCAAGAAAUCGUGAAGGGCAUGGGCUACCUCCAUGCCAAGGGCAUUCUUCAUAAAGACCUCAAGUCGAAGAAUGUCUUCUACGACAACGGUAAAGUCGUCAUCACAGACUUUGGGCUCUUCAGCAUUUCCGGGGUGCUGCAGGCUGGCAGGCGGGAAGACAAGCUGCGAAUCCAGAACGGCUGGCUGUGCCACCUGGCCCCGGAGAUCAUUCGCCAGCUGUCCCCCGACACAGAAGAGGACAAGCUCCCUUUCUCCAAGCACUCGGAUGUCUUUGCUCUUGGCACCAUCUGGUACGAGCUCCACGCCAGGGAGUGGCCAUUCAAGACCCAACCAGCAGAGGCAAUAAUUUGGCAGAUGGGUGCAGGCAUGAAACCCAAUCUCAGCCAGAUUGGCAUGGGAAAAGAAAUCUCGGACAUACUUCUCUUCUGCUGGGCCUUUGAGCAGGAAGAACGGCCCACCUUCACCAAGCUCAUGGACAUGCUAGAGAAACUGCCAAAGCGAAACCGCCGCCUGUCGCACCCCGGACAUUUCUGGAAGUCUGCAGAGCUGUGACCAUGGACACGGGCCAGCAUAAGCUGCCUCGCCCCCAAACCGCCUCUUCCUCCCUGCUUUGCCUCCUGCCAUCGCAGGAGGCCCAGGCUCACCACCAGGGGGUCCCAAAACAGCUCAGCCUGGGAGACCUGUGAUGACACCGCGGAGGCUUCCCACACCUUGGACGUACACCCCUUUACUCAGGCAGGAUCAGGGACCACUGAGCUAGGAUCAAACUGAACCAGGGAGGGUCCAGCGCACGGCUGGAGAGCUGCGGACUGAACACACCUUCGGGCUGUGGAGACCCAGGUGCGCGGCCCCGCGGGCAGACUCACCCACCUCGCCAGCGUACAUGCGUGCGUCUACGUGUCCACAGGGCCACCUGCUUCCCUUCCGCCUGGACAAGCCUGCCCAGCUGUGGAGUGUCCCAGCUGUGCUAUCCCAGAAUGCAGGCCUCGGAUGGAACCAGAAACAACACACCUACUCCGCUCUGUCAAGACUCCCAGGGCAAGGUCAGGGUGGGGAGGGGGCAGGCUAAGCUUGCACACAUCUGUUUUUAGAGGGCCUGUUCCAAGCUGGAAGCUGCCAGUGGCCCUUGGUGUAUAGCUCUGAAGGACAGCAGGCAGUCCUGAGUGUCUUUUUAGCACAGAGCCUCUGUGGGGACCAGUCCCUCGGCUUCACCUUCAUCCUGUUUUGUAAGAACAUCGCUCUGACUCACCUCGUUGCCCACCCUGGGCAAUUGGAGGACACCAUAGCUUCUUAGCUGGUAUGACACCUGGAGGCCCUCUGUAGCUCACCAUCACUGUGGCUCCCCUGAAGUCUGAGUCCUGAGAUCUGGGGCUGUGGUGGGAGUGUUCUGGUACCUUCCCUCUGUGAUGCUGACAGUGCUGGAGUUGGUUAUAAUGGUGAAGAAUACGGGUCCUGGAUAUGCAGGUUGGGUUCUGUGGGUGUGCACACAACUGUUUACAGCAGUCUCCCUGUCUCUCACCUGCUGUGUUCCUUGUCAGGGAGGCGGGAGGAAAUGCCUAUGGAGAGGUCCCUGGUCUCUGCCCUCACCUGGUGCUGAAUCCUCUCAGUGGUUUCCCCACUCAGGACUCUGUGUCCCUGUGUCCCUCACCUACUGUGCCCACUCAGCCCCCCCCCCCCCAUCUCCCAUGCCUUUCUUCACAAGCCACCUGAGAUGGAGGCUGUUCUGGUCUGUGGUGGGCUGCACCCCAUCCCCUGCCACAGUAUCCUGCUUGAUGGAUGCCAAGAAUCGGUGGUACAGAGUGAAUGGAAUGGAGAGCCCCAACCCGAUGUCACUGGUCCAUGUCCCCAGCUAUCAGACGUGACAUGAGAGGGAAAGCUGUCCCCUAGCAGAGAACUAGCAGAGGUAGCCAGGCAGCGAAAUCCAGCCAAACGUGCACAAUUGUACCCUUCUUGGGUGGCCCUACUAGAUACACACCUUGGGGUCAAACAUGCUUCCAAGUCAGGAAGGUCAAUUGACAGUAAUCACACCCCCAGGGAGACUUACCCUACGACACCCUCAAGUCUUUGUAGGACCUUCUCGAGUCCCUUUGUAAAGCUCCUGCUGUCUAUACUAAGGGCCCCAGGUCCCCACGGCCCCACUUGAGUUACUCCUGUGUGAACGUCCCUCUCCUGGUGACACCAGUCUCCAUGACUCAGCAUCUGUGUCCCUUGGAGACAGCUUACAGACAUUUGCCCAUGCCCCAGGGCUCCAGUAUCACUGCAGUUCUAUACCCAUCUAACAUGCCCCCCUCUGAACCCAUCCCUGUGGCCAGGGCUGGGCUGAGACGUGCCCCAGCAACCGACUAAGCACCUCGUAGACCCUCCUUUCCCUCUCAUCUCAUUGGGACCUCUUUGGCCCAUGGACCCAGUCUUUGUCACAUGCCUUGGUAUCAAGGAAGAAGUAAGUAGGAAAGGAUAGGGCUGGGUAGGCCUGAGCCACUGGCAACCUGAAUUGUCCCCAGGAACUGGAACCCCCUCAUCUGCUUCUCCUGUUCGUAGCUAAAUGGCCCAGUGGGGACUGGAGAGGGACAGUUCUCCAUAGUCCUGGGUGCCCCAAGGAAGCCAGGAAAAGGUGUCUCUUCAGUAAGGAGUGAGCAGUCACCUGUCUCCCAGGGUUCUGUCCUGCUCUGAAUCUCAGGUCUGCGAUCUGUCAAGGAUGCAUAGACUUUAAAAAGGGAGUGUGGUGGCAAUCUGCCUGUAAUCCUGGCACUCUGGAGGCUGAGGCAGGAGGAUAACAAACUCGAGAACACAGGAUUCCUGUGGAUCUGUUUGUGAUUAAGGACUUGGAGGACACAGGGAGAAUCUCAGCCUUGCCGGCUCCUAUGCCACUCUUCCACUUACAGGAUCGGGGUCUCUUGGGUCUAGGUCUUCGUCAAGUGUCACCUGUCUUCACUCUUCCUGCCUCCCUCCCGACCUCCACUCCCACCGAGACCUGUGCCUGGGCUCCAGGCUCCAUCCCUCCCUAACUUCCCCCUCUACCUUCAUCUACCAGGCCCUUCAUGUGCAGACAUUUGAAUCCAGGGAUGAAGAAAUCCAAUCUCUUCCUUGAGGAAGCAUCUAGGGGAAGGUGUAUUCCUUCGCCCUGUGCAGAGACAAAGGGAAGAGAGAGAACCGUAUAGUAAGAUUCAUUUCCCCUCCCAACUGCUGGCCCAUCCAGCAGCUCUGUCUGUCCGGUGCCCCUUGUUCCAUCAUGCCAGCCACCCACUCCACUAACACCAAAAGGCUUCUAUCCCUACCCCACAUAGCAAAUCCCAAGAGACACAGGCUUCUGAGGGGGGGGGAAGUCCCUUCUAGUCUUGUGUGGGGACAUCUCCUUUGUCCCCACCCCCUGAGCUAAACAAGAAACUCCAAGUGGCCCCUUGGAUUAUUUUAUGUUUUUUUAUUCCUCUUACUAAUCAAAGCGGGGAGGGGGGCAAGCUUGCCAUGGUCUCAGGCCUCUUCUUCUCUGUAGCAGUCUUGAACUCUUGGCCACUGGAAAUCCUAGAUUUGGUGUUACUAGGUAGGUAGCUGCAUUUAGGAUGCCUAGGGCAGGAGGUGGGUAGAACACUUGCCUGACACACACAAAGCCUUGAGUUUCAUCCUCAAGGAUCACAUAAAACAUGUAUGAUGAUGCAUGCCUGAGUUCCCACAUGUGAAAGAGGUAGAGGCAGGAGGACCAGAAGUUCAAGGUCAUCCUUAACUAUAUAGUGAGUUUGGGACCAACCUGGACGACAUGAGAUGUUGUCAUAAAAAAAAAAAAAAUACUUUUUGUAAGUUCAGGAUUCUUGGCACCUCACACUCCAUGUUCACACACUGCAUGGAGUACAAACAUGCACAAAGCCAGAGCUCCCUAAUCUCCCAUACCCCUUGUCACAGUUGUAUGUGGUCAGCGAAGGCGCACAGACAAGCAAGUGCCAUAUGCUCAACCUGGGGCAGGGGAUCAAGCUACAGCCUGAAAAGUGGGUUUUACAGCCUUUGUAACCGAGGAUGCAAUUCAAAUUUUCCAUAGGUCCCAUAUUGGCCCCAACAAUGACAAUAUUGUUUGCAAGGAGAUCCUAUAGAGUCAAAAUAUAAUAUGGCUUGGUUUGCGGCCAGUUGGCUGGCCUACGAUGUAGUGGGCUAUCUUCCUGAUGGAUAAACCAACCAGAUUAGAAGGGACUGGGGGGGGGGGGGGUUCUGCUGCAGGAAACAGUCCACAGGAAGUGCAAAGGCUGACAGGGGACAGAUGGCUCCCUGACCCUGGAUGGGUGCUGUGCCUGCUAGGACUGUGAGUCAAGUCCUGAGGCUACUGUGUGCCCCAGGACAACUGUGGAUAUGACCCAAUACAAAAUUAUAAACUGACUUAAAACAUUAAGGGUUUUUGUUUUGUUGUUAUUGGCUUUUUUUGGGGGGGGUAUUCUUUUCCAUUCUUUUCUUUUUUUCUAACUCAAGUGUGAACUAGAUCACAGUAUCACACCCCAGAGUCAAAUCCCAGGACAGGAUGCAAGGCUAGCUAGAUUUCCAGGCUGCCUUGGUCAGCCAGGGACAUCAGCACAGACACAGGCUGGCUUAAGCGACAGAUCUGCUCAUUUUUCUCAGAUCUUCUUGCAAUCUCUUGUCUCUGGUGUCAUCUUCUAAGACCACUAACAAUGCUGCACUUCUCCUUGCUUAGGGCCCCACUCUCCUGACCUCUCCAAAGAUUCUUUCUGUGAGUGUGACAUUGGGGACUUCAACUGAUGUUGGGGAAAGAUUCAAUAUCAGUGUUCUGGGAAGUCUUUAUUCAGUCCUGCACCAAGACCCUGUGGGUUUUCAAUACCUGCAAGCCUCCCAACUCUAGCUUUUUGCUCCCACCCACUAGCCCCAAGCUUGAGUCCCCAUACAGUCCCUUCCUGUCCCUAUGCCCUGCCAAUCUUCAUUCCAUCCACCCACCCUCCUGGGGACUGGUUUUAUUCUAAGAGUGAUCAUCCUGGUAAAGCCAAGCCUCCCCUGCCCCUGUGCUGUCCUCCUUAGAAAUUCCCACAUGCAGAGAGGUUUUCCCCAGUGAAGAUUUAUGUUCUCACCAUCUUCCAGAUCUGAAGUCCGAAAACAAAGUGUCCUCAUGACCUACAUUCCUUGGCUUACAGAAGUAAGCCCCGAUGAUCUUCACCUUGCUCUCUACCAGCCACACUGAUCUCUUUGCAUCUCUGUUUUUCUGAGGCUCAUUUAAUGAGGACCCAAUCCUGUUGAAUCGGAGUGCUGUGUAUUAGGGUCCCCCCCUUGUGAUUGUAACCAAAUGCCUGAUGGAAACAGCUUAACAGAGGAACUACAUAUUUUUUGGCUCACGGUACAGGGGGCUCAGUCCAUAGCUUCCUGACUCUGUGUUCCCGGGCCUGUCUUGAGGCAAGUGUUCAUCAUGGUAGAAUGAGGGUGAGGAGAGGGAGUUUCUUCAUGGCAAACAGCAAGCAAAGAGAGCAAUACAGGAAGGGGACAGGGUAAGAUGUCUUAUUGCUGCUACCCAUUGGACUACUUUCUCCAGCUACGGCCUUUGAGCAUCACAUUGUGAAUCCGUCCAGGCACUUGAGUUAGGUCAGAGGUAUCAAAUGGCUUCCAGAAACUUCAUCACAGACACCCAGAGGAACUUCACUGAUCCCUUGAGAAGCGUUUCUUAAUUUUGUCCAGUUGGCAAUCACAUCCCUUUACUUGAGCGCAACCUCAUGUGAAGGAACACAUCUGCAUGACCCUGUUUCAGAUCAGGGCCCAUUCUGUGACCCUGGGACACUACUCAAAGCUUAGCACUUUUUUUAGUAACUCUCCUGUGUGUACAUAUCUCAUCUUGGUUCCUUUGUGGCAAACUCUGGGUCUCCUAGAGACAGAUUUCCCAGAAUCCCUGGGCCACUUCUCAAUCCUACUUAGGACAGACAUGUCCCUCCUCGAGUUUCCAUAGUCAUAGAGUUCAGCACAUGGGUGAUGAGAGUGGGCAGUGUAGAAGCACAAAUAAGGUCACUGGGAUAAGGAUCUAGAAAUAUCUGUGUAUAAAAAAAUCUAUAAGAAUGAAGAUCUAGACCAAGGAGAAUGAAUGGGUAAUGUUCCUUCCCCUGUUGCCCCUUCCUCUAACCUUGACAGACAUUUCUAAUCAAUUUCAGCAUAGCUUCCAACUACAGUCACAGAGCAUUUGUCACAUAAACCCUGAAUGUGACUUAUACAUGCUGAAAAAGGAAGGUAGGUUUUCCCAUAAAAUCUCCUCUGAUAAGCAAUGGUGGCUUAGAACUUACGUCUCAGAAUUUCCCAGAGACCCAAUCACUUGGGCUCUCCUUCUUUCCAAUUAGGGAAUUUGGCAAACUGGAAAGGUUUCUUUCCUGAUAACCCUGUAGCUGAUACUAUACUAAAUUAUUCUCUUGGAUGGCUUUCCCACCACAAAACACCUGGGCUGUGAGGCCCUGAAGAUGGACACCUGGACAGACAGCUGCAUAUAUGGGUGGCAUGCUGGGAAACAAGAAGGAGUUCUGCAGCUUUGCCAGUAAAGUCAGGAUGUGUGGCAUACAGUGUUGAGAGCAAGGAAUCUGACUCCAACUACUUACUGGUCUCUUCCCCACAUGGGAGGCUCAAGUUUCUACCCAAUGACCUCUGGGGUCCUAGGGAAUCCCAAACUCGCUCUACUUCUGAACUCUUAAAAUGCCACUGAUAACCAGAUUAGUGACCAAUAGGACCCUUACAUGGGCCAUCUCCUUGGUCUCCUACCCCAUUCCAUCUCUUGUCCAUGUGUUGAGAAAGAUUGAAAAAUAGCCACCACAUACUUAAAUUAGAUCUUCAGACCAGGGCCCCUCUCCAUGGAGCUUUUAGACAUUGUUUAUGGCUACGUGAUCCAUUGUGGGUCCUUUGGUUUGAAAGUCUGAUAAUUCAAAUCAAAGCUUAGUUUUUCUUUUCUCCCAUUUUGAAGGAAAAAUCUAGCUUGGCUAUUUCUUCAUGUUUUAAAAAUGGCUUGACUUCUCUUGAUAACCAACUUCAGGUGCCAGGAUAUGAGAAAUGCUAGGUCCAGGGAUGCUAGAGGUGAUUCUAUUCAGUGAUAGGCAAUGCCCAGGAAAUAGCUAAUCAUGGAAAUAGAUGUUUGUGAUAUACAGAAGGCUGGGAGUGGAUGGAGGGGACUCACAGGGGUGUGGGCAGUGGUCUAGGUAAAGAGGAGAAGCUGAAGGAAGAGGAGGGGCCAGGAAGGUCAGACUUGGUGCUGUUGACCUUGGACCCAGUCAAUUCUUGGGUUUCUGUUGUUACCCAGGAUAGCCUCAAACCCUUGAUCCUCCUAUCCCUGGUGGAGACACAGCCACUGAACAGUGUGAUAGUAUGUGACUGCUCUGUUCCUGGUCUGGGUGUAGCUGAUGGAAAGUUCUCUGUAUCGUGCCUCUAGUCAGAUCCAGGAGAUCCAGUGGCCCAGAAUUGGAGGAGGAGACAGAGGGGGAGGUGGGCAUUGCAAGAGAUUGGCUCUUGGAAAGCACUUUGGAAUUUGACACACAUGGCCACCAACACCCCCAAGGGAGGAAUCUGGGUCACCAGGACUCUGUCCCCUGAGGGUCCAACACCCCAUAUCCACCCUGCCCAAGGUGGGACAUUGAAUGUCCAUGGGUGUCUCUGCUGUACAUAGGCCAGUCACAAGCCCUUCUCCUUACAGCCUGAUCUUGUCUGAUUUUGUUUCUUCACCACGCUCACCUGCCUCCUCUUAAGGCAGUGCUCUGAUGUGUCAGUCACCUGACCCACAGACCCAUAUGGAUACACUAGAAAGCCCCACCACAGGUAGCCUUGCCACGUUCUCUCUCUCUCCAAAUGGCCACUGGAGUAUUGACAUCAAAGACACACAGGAACAUGGAGAUGUAUUGAUGGAAAGACCCUCCACAACUCACAUAAUUCUCCAGAGAGAUAAUGAAUGUCAUGGGCAAAAGGUUGAUUUGUUAUCAAAGAGGCUGACAAUGACCCAGACUGAAUCUGUACUGAAGCCUAGAGUGUAGGAGAGAAUGCAGGAGCUUUGUUGGUAGAGUAGGGUUUCUUCCAUUCCCAUAAGUAUCUGUACGGGCUUGAGACAUGGAAAACAGCACCUUGGCCAACUAUAGAACUCCCUGGGGUUGAGGGUGUAAAUGAAUGGGGUUCACAGCCCUGCUUCAAGUUGAUUCACCUUACAAUUCUCCCGCCACUUCCUCUGGCUGACUGUGACAUCAGCAACAAGUCCUCAGCAUCCUUGGCUCUUCUGGAGCAUACUUUAGACCUUCUUAGCUUUGUGAAGUCCUUAGCACUUAAUAUGUUGCUGGUCCCAUGUAGAUGGCUGCAGUUAAUCAUCAGUGGUUCCAUAAUGUCCAGGUCUCUGGCAUUUCAGCACCCAACUGAAUCUCUCACCCUAAUGUGUAUCUCUCAGGGUAUCCCUGGGCACAUGUAGCUGAAAUAGAGAGGCGGUGGGUAUCUCCCACCCACGUAGAUGUUGAUGGCCUGGGGACUGUGAACAGGGACAGCUGGGUCUCCUAAGGAAUAGCUUCCAGAUACAGGGUGUUGGCAUCUACCAGAGGGAACUGAGAAGCCUCCAGAAAGACCCUUCCCUAAUCACCAAGGCCUUUGUAGAAGCAGGAACUCUCCUUCUUCCUGUCCCACAGCCCCGAGGUCAAAGCGAAGAGCAUCACCCGGAGCACACAAGUCUGUCUCCACAGGCAAGCAGCCUGGCCACAGCAGGACAGACUCUGCAGCCCAGGAUGCCACUCCAGACAUGUUCCUACAUCCCUGACCCGAAGUGAUCUUUCUAGGGGUCUGUCACAUGUCCCAACAGGCGGAAAGCUCUCCCAAGUCACCAACCGGAGGAAAAUCCCUCAUUGUAAAAAAGGCUUUCUUUGUAAAUUAUUCUGUUGCCUUUUUCUAAACACAAAGUAUAUAUACCUAUAAAUGCUAUAUAUAUUAUAUAUAUGUACAUAGAUAUAAAGACUAAUUCUUGUACAGCCCUCUGCGGACCUCAGGCCCACUGUUUUCUCCAUGUCUGUCUGUACUGACUGUUGCAGACUGAGCUGAUGUAUGACCUUGGUUUUCCAUUUUCCUUCUGGACCACUGUAUCUUCCUUUCCCUUUCUAGAUCUGUCUUGUUCUCUGUCUGUCUCACUCAUUGCCAACAUGUUGCUGGGAAAGAAUAUUUGAUUUAGAUGCCAUCCAAGAAAGCAAGUGGGAUAGAUGGAUGGGUGAAUGGAUGGAUAAAUGAAUGGAUACCUACAUAGAUGGAUGGAUGGAUGGAUGGAUGGAUAAGGGAUGGAUGGAUAAGUUGUUGGGUAGGUGUGUGGAUACAUGGACAGGGUGAUGGAUGAGUAUGUGGGUAGACUGAUGUAUUGGUGAGUAUGUGGAUAGGUGAGUAGAUGGUGUGUGAGUAGGUAGAUAGACAGAAGUUUGGACAAGUAGAAGAAUGAAUGGAUGGGUGUGUAGGUGGAUGGAUGGAUGGAUGGAUGGAUGGAUGGAUGGAUGAAUGGAUGGGUGUGUGGAUGGGAAGAUGUGUGAAUGAGUGGUUAGACUGAUGGAUGUGUGGGUUGGUAAGUGGCUAGAUGAAUGGGUGAGUGGGUAGGUAGAUAGACUGAUGGAUGGGUGAGUGGAUGGUUGGAUAGAGGAUAGAGGAAUGGGUAGAUUAUUGGAUGGGAAGGUGGGUGGGUGGAUGAGUGGAUGGAUAGCUGGAUGGAUGGGCAGAUGGGUGGGUGGAUGGUCCACUGUGUAUAUUUGUAUAGAUCAUUUAUAACGUUUUCUACACUUCUCAAUAAAGUAUUUCUAACCUGGGCUGUUGGACAGUCUGUGAGCCUAUGAGCCACAAGCCUGGUGUUUCCUGUGUUUAGUGCACUGUUUAGUGAGAAUCCAAUGUCUGAGUUAUUUAUGCCAAUAAAGAAUUUGAGAAUUACUGCA
Meriones unguiculatus (Mongolian gerbil) is the source of this 12176-nucleotide messenger RNA. It is a transcript of the gene Ksr2, whose product is annotated as kinase suppressor of ras 2. The transcript has 20 exons. The record is from RefSeq and is a predicted model, not a curated record. Gene Ontology annotation, molecular function: protein kinase activity; ATP binding. Gene Ontology annotation, biological process: protein phosphorylation. Bases 1 to 2853 code for a protein of 950 amino acids. Lineage: Eukaryota; Metazoa; Chordata; Mammalia; Rodentia; Muridae.